GCCAGCCUUGCCUUGCAUUGCUGCCUCGCCUUGAUUGACUCAGUGCCUGAUUGCUGUACAGUGCUGUGAAGCACACAACCAUUGGCUUUGCCAUUAAUAAUUAAAUAAAAUCAUCAUCAUCAUAGCUAUUCUUUGAUUCUUCUUCUUCUUCUUCAUAUUGAGUGGCUGGCAAGAUUCAUCGCUUGUCCUCCCUAACCACCUAAAUCCUCUGUUCUCUCUCUCUCUCUCUCUCUCUCUCUCUCUAUCUUGUUUUCUGUUUGCAACACGAUGGUGAACUACUGGAAAUCCAAGGUCCUUCCAAAGAUCAAGAAGGUUUUUGAAAACCCGAAGAAGGUUGCAGCUGCCGAAGCCUGCAAGAGCUUUGAUGAAGCUAAGGAAGAAUACUCAAAAGAGUUCCAAGACAAAAAGACAGAACUUGAGCCUAAAGUCAUCGAAAUCUAUGAAGCUUCCUCUGCUGAGGUCAAGACUCUGGUAAAGGAACCCAAGGACUCAGGCUUAAAGAAGCACUCCGCCGCAGUUGAGAAAUUCCUUGACGAGCUAUCUAAGAUUGGAUUCCCCGGAUCGAAGCAAGUCUGCGAAGCAGCUACCAAGGUUGGAGCAGGAUACUUACCUGGUCCAGUGUUCUUUGUGUUUGAGAAGGUGUCCACGUUUAUAGUUACAGAGGAGAAGAAGGAAGAGGCUGUCGAUGUCGAGAAGAAGGAAGGAGAUGCAGAAGAAGUGACGAGUAGUAGCGCUCCCCCAGAAGUUAAAGAUAAAGAGAUUGGCGAUGUCGAACCCAAGGAGGAGGUGAAGGUGGAAGCAGCGCCUGAACCUGAGCCUAAGGUGGAAACUGAGCCUGCAACCACGGGCAAAACCGAAGAACCAUCGAAGGUUGAAGAAGGUGCACCUGCCGAACCCCCCAAGCCUUGAUUGCUGAUUGGAUUUCUGCCUUGAUAUGUAUAAAAUCUUCAACUUUCUUCUUCCUGCAUCGAUUGGGCAAAACUGAUGCAUAUGGUUGCUGCUUGUGUGUGUGUUUCUCAUUUGUUUAUUUGGCUCUCUGUGUCGUCGUUUCUUAUUUACACCCCACCACUUUUUAUUAUUUUGUGCAUUGUUGUAGUCGAAUUGUAUGUAAUUGGCGUACAGUACGGUACGGUACAGUUUGUUAUUUAUUUAUUGUGUGUAUAAACAGAUUAUAAUGAAAAACAUCUUUGUUUCAAAGUA
Andrographis paniculata is the source of this 1200-nucleotide messenger RNA. Its product is annotated as plasma membrane-associated cation-binding protein 1-like. The coding region runs from base 268 to 909 and encodes 213 amino acids. Gene Ontology annotation, cellular component: plasma membrane. The record is from RefSeq and is a predicted model, not a curated record. Lineage: Eukaryota; Viridiplantae; Streptophyta; Magnoliopsida; Lamiales; Acanthaceae. The transcript is spliced from 4 exons.